UGCCACAUUGGCAUUAAGUCAUACCCAGAAUAAAUUUAAAACAAUAUGACAUAAGAAAUUUAAAACUUAAUUAAAAAAUUAAAUUAAAAGAAUAAAUUUAAUUAAAACAGAACUAUACCCAGAAAAAAAAAACAAAAUUAAAAACCCAGAACAAAAUUUAAAUAAAAGAAAACUAAAAAAUAAAAGGGAAAUAAAAUCAAAACAAAAUUAAAAGUGGACAGAACCACACUUACACUUAACCCCUUGUCCAUUCGAACCCCUAACACAAAAAACCUCACCAUCUCUUCCACCAUUGUCGUCUGCAACAGUGGAAACCCACACCCAGCCCCGAAGUAAGAAAACCCAGCCCCGAAGUAAGAAAACCCACCCCAUUCAGGCGACGGUGUAAGGAGGCGAAACAGCAACAAUGACAUACCGUAGGCGCGGUUCGCACGAUCCCCCACCUGUGAAUGAAGAGGGUGAAUUCACAGUGAAGCUUAUACAUGGGGGUUUAUGGUUUUCCCCAUUUGGAAAUAGAAGAUAUGAGGGAGGGUGUUGGGAGUAUUUUGAUCACUGUAAAAUUGAAGGUUUUACUAGACAUGAUUUGGAGGACAUGGCAAGAAGCCUUGAAUAUAGGUUUCCUUUUGGUUUCCUGUACAAGCCCCAUGGGAAGCAUUUAAACAUGGGUUUCAUGGUUGUAAACAAUGCUUCAAUUCAGCUCAUGUUGGAGGAUUUGACAGGUACAAUUUUAAACUUUUUUGUUUGUACAUAUGUUAGUUGUUUGAUGUCAUAGGUUUUAUUGUUGUCAAAGUUGAUGAGUUAUGGUUGUUGUUGUUCUUUUUGGCAGCUAGAAAUAAUGCAGAGGCUAAUGU
Cannabis sativa is the source of this 851-nucleotide messenger RNA. RefSeq lists its product as uncharacterized. Lineage: Eukaryota; Viridiplantae; Streptophyta; Magnoliopsida; Rosales; Cannabaceae. The record is from RefSeq and is a predicted model, not a curated record. The coding region runs from base 407 to 772 and encodes 121 amino acids. The transcript is spliced from 2 exons.